CUUGGACAGGUCACGCUCUUCUGUUUGUCACCAGAGACCGGAAAUUCCCCCAACUUGCCGUUUUGUGGGGCGACUGGAAACGAAAACUGUUCUCAAAUAUCAGUUGGAGAUAGGAAAAUGAAAGGCGUUUGCACACGAUUUCCUGACAGUAGCCGCGGAACUCAACAGACAAAACCGGAUUAAUGGGCACGGCCAAUGGUGUGGGAAUCAUGUGCGGUUUCUGACGGAUUUUACAACCGGUUUUCUCACAAUGGUGCUCCAGUCUUCACUUGUCCUCUACCCGAUCAAAAUGUCUCAGAAAUUCGUUAAUCUCUCGCUGAGAUUACUUGUAUUUGCACUCAUUCUUGUGGUGGAAAGCAGAAGAAGUACUUUCAAUAUUACACGAUACACAGAAGGUGAUCUUUUUCAAAACAUAAACUCUUCCAGAUCUUGUAAUGAGAGUGGUGCGAGAUGCGUCCUCGAUGGAGAAAACUCGCCAUUUUGCGGGUUCAAUUGUUGUUAUUGUAACUGCGAGAGAGAGAAACCAACCUAUCUUCAAAGCAAUGGGACGUGUCACUCUGACGAGCAACUAAUGUCCAUUUUGAAAGCUCAAAGUGUUAUUCAAGGUUGUGAAUACCGUGCUGUUGUGGGCGACAGUUAUCGCCAAUGUCACCGUGAACUUCUCGCAACUCUUAACACAAGACAUCCUGGGAACAGAAGCGUUUAUUUGUGUCCAUGGAGCCAGAAACCUACUGUUGCCCUUCUACAUUUUAAACUUACCAAGGAAUUGUCGAGAUGCGAGAUACUACCGAAGGAAUCGCUUUAUCUUGAUGGUAGCUGGGAAAACUUUUUAUCUAAUGACAAACCUCUUUCGACACUAUCUGUCGAAAUUCAUCCAGAUCCUGACUAUGAUGAGAACAAGCUAUUUCUCAAAUGGACUAAUGACAUUGGAAAGCAGUACGAUGGACGCAUUUUCUCGCUCAAGUUGCGGUGUCAUGGAGACGAAGGAAACGUUUCAAAUUCUUGUUUGUUUUUCAAGAAGAAUGGAUCUCUUACUGACAUCGUACCAACCUCAAAGCCAUCGGUUAAAAGCACGCGUGUCUCAAAGCCAUCGGUAAAAAGCACCCGUGUCUCAAAGCCAUCGGUUAAAAGCAUCCGUGUCACAAGUACUCCUGUCCAGCGGAACACUAAAACAGGUGCAAAGACGUCAUCAGCCUCGACAGAAAUCAAUUUGGUUUCGUCAACCGUGCGCACUCAGAUUAUUAUUGUAACGUCACUUAAAGGCCACCAACAGAAGUUCAACAUAAUUUUCAUUGCCUUGGUGGCUCUGGGUUCUGCGUUGAUUGUUGUACUAACCUGCUUAGUCGUAAUUUGCAUCGUGUGGAAACGAAAAAGACGUUUUGCAAUAGCGAAAAGAGCCAAACCUGCAAGUAACCCUGUUUACGAGCGAGGGGCUUCGGACACGUUAAAAAUGGCGAAACUCUCGGUUAGAAGUGGCGAAGAAGUCGAGGAAGGACUAGAAUAUCAGCCACUGGUUGAGAACACCAAGCCAGCUGAGCGCUCAGACAGUCUACCGGGAUACAGAUCGCUGUCUGUUGGUCAGAGACCCGCUAACGGUAACAGUCCAGGGAUUCGUUCGUCCAAUUACCUCAGUUUGAUACAGGAUGAACCUCAAGAUGAAAGAGACUAUCAAACGCUGGUUGACAACGCCAAUCCACAGAAACUGGAGACCGUUGAUGAAGAAAAGAUUCCGGACUACCAAGAACUAGAAGAGAGAACUGAUAGUGAAGAUUCAUUUGAAACGUCUCCUCACCAUUCUGUGGAUUCCUACUCGGAUCAUGAAGAACCUCCAGCGGACACGAUUCUGAGGAAAAUAAAAUAUCCUGCAACAACAAAACAACCCGUAAAUGGUUUGUCUUCAGACUUUCAUGAUUAUGAUGAACCAGAGGGUAUUAUUGUUCUAUCAGAUAAUGAGGAUAAUCAUGAACAGGCAAUAAAAGACAAUACUGACUUCCACGAUUAUGCCGACCUGGAUGAUAAUCCCGAGCAGGCAAUAACAGACGAUGUUAACUAUCACGAUUACGCUGACCUGGACGAUGACGAUGAUGAGGUGGAUAACAAGAACUGUCACGUGGUACCCGAUGAAGAUUCUUCGUGCUAUCAUGACUAUGCCGAUCCUGACGAGUAACGAAAGUCACUUACUUUUUAAAAUGUCUAGAGAGAGGUUAGGCAUUUUAAAACAUCGUGGUAUCCGAGAGUGCGACUGACAGUAGUUAACAACAGGAUUCAUCUUAGUGAAGUUUGGAAAUUGUCAUCAACUUCGCCAGCAUUGUUCAUGAAAAAAAUUACAGCAGAACUCUGUCUGUUUGCUAUCAAGAUGUUUUGUCAUUUGCCAUUGUCAUUUUUUUAAAUAACCCAGUCUACAGUCGUCGUAAAAGUAAAUCGAGGAUUGAGAAAAACUACAAACUUGCUCGAAGUUAACUACAGUUCAAUUUUUAUCGUGUAUGUUUAGUAGCAGAAAUUGCCGGCAAGAACAGAUCUGCUGCAUUCUUGUGGUUUCAGAUUGGCCAGCGACAAUCUGAAGAUCUUCGGUACUAGUGGUUCUCCCAACAGCUCCAACGUCCUUGUU
Pocillopora verrucosa is the source of this 2608-nucleotide messenger RNA. RefSeq lists its product as uncharacterized. The record is from RefSeq and is a predicted model, not a curated record. NCBI's taxonomy places the organism in Eukaryota, Metazoa, Cnidaria, Anthozoa, Scleractinia, Pocilloporidae.